Messenger RNA from Artibeus jamaicensis (Jamaican fruit-eating bat), 3159 nucleotides. It is a transcript of the gene SKIDA1, whose product is annotated as SKI/DACH domain containing 1. Lineage: Eukaryota; Metazoa; Chordata; Mammalia; Chiroptera; Phyllostomidae. The coding region runs from base 228 to 2945 and encodes 905 amino acids. The record is from RefSeq and is a predicted model, not a curated record. The transcript has 3 exons.
CAUGUGUCCACUGUAACUAACUGGUCAGAGGUGGCUGACAUGGUCAACAAAUUUAUCAAAGAAAUCCACUGGCUUUUGAAGAAUUGUACAUCUGGAUCUGCACAUCCAGGCAAACAGGAUGCCUUGAGACACACGCAGCAUCUGGUGGAGGAUUAACAUACAUACAUGUGUAUGUAUGCGUCACGUAUAUAUUUGCUGCAAAUGGUGGGGAUCAUUUAGUGCCCGAGAUGGGAGACCUGAAGUCAGGUUUUGAAGAGGUGGAUGGCGUGAGGCUCGGCUACCUCAUCAUUAAAGGAAAGCAAAUGUUUGCCCUUUCCCAAGUCUUCACGGAUCUGCUGAAAAACAUCCCGAGGACGACCGUGCACAAGCGCAUGGAUCAUCUGAAAGUGAAAAAACACCACUGCGAUCUGGAGGAGUUGCGGAAACUCAAGGCCAUCAACAGCAUCGCCUUCCACGCCGCCAAAUGCACGCUCAUCUCCCGGGAAGACGUAGAAGCCCUCUACACCUCCUGCAAAACCGAGCGGGUCCUCAAGACCAAGCGCAGGAGGGUCGGUCGGGCCCUGGCCACAAAGGCGCCGCCGCCAGAGCGCGCCGCUGCAGCCGCCGGCACCCGCCCGGCUGUCUGGAAGGACCGGCACCAACUUUGGCGGGGCCUGAGCGGAGCCACGCGGCCCCUGCCAAUCAGCGCACAGUCCCGGCGCUCGGGCGCUGCCUCGGCGCGCCCCGCCGCCCAUCUACCUCAGAUUUUUAGCAAAUACCCGGGCUCGCACUACCCAGAAAUCGUGCGCUCGCCUUGCAAACCCCCUCUAAACUAUGAAACUGCCCCGCUCCAGGGAAACUACGUCGCUUUCCACUCGGACCCGGCUUAUUUUCGGAGCCUGCUGUGCAGCAAGCACCCAGCCGCCGCUGCUGCCGCUGCUGCAGCCGCCGCCGCCGCCGCCGCCGCCGCGGCGGCUGCCGCCUACUACCAGGCAUCGGCGGCCGGGCCCCAGCCCAAGGCGGCAGCCGGCGCGGGCGGCCCCGCGAGCCUGACCUACCGCUGCAAGCGCAAGCGCGGGGGCGCCAAGGACUGCCUGGUUGCACCUCCCUCCAGCGCCCGCCGCCUGCUGCUGCUGCCCAGGUCCUACAAAACGAAGGCGGCGGCGGCAGCGGCGGCCGGAGCCACUUGCCUGGAGAGGUUUCAUCUGGUUAACAGCUUCUGCCCGCCUCCCCACCACCACCACCACCACCACCACCACCACCACCAUCACCACCACCACCACCACCACCGGGCCCAGCCGCCGCCGCAGAGUCACCACCCCCCUCAUCACCACCGGCCGCAGCCCCAUCUGGGCAGCUUUCCCGAGAGCUGCAGCAGUGACUCGGAGUCCAGUUCCUACUCGGACCACGCAGCCAACGACUCUGAUUUUGGCUCCAGUUUGUCCAGCUCCAGCAACUCUGUGUCCUCGGAGGAAGAGGAGGAGGAGGGAGAGGAGGAGGAGGAGGAAGAGGAGGAGGAGGAAGAGGAGGAGGGGGGCAGUGGGGCCACGGAUUCCAGUGAAGUCAGCUCGGAGGAGGAGGAUUCGUCCUCGGAGUCGGACUCCAGCUCCGGCUCCAGCCAAGUGUCAGUGCAGAGCAUCCGUUUCAGGCGCACCAGCUUCUGCAAGCCGCCCAGCGUACAGGCGCAGGCCAACUUCUUGUACCAUCUGGCCUCCGCCGCUGCAUCCAACCCCACUGCUUUCGAGGAUGCCGGCCGAUUUCCCGACCUCAAGAGCAGUGUUAAAGCCGAGUCGGCAGAGGACUGGACUCUGCAGAGCUGGGCCUCCAAAGCGUCUCCGGUGUACUGCUCGGCCGGCCUGGGGAAUUGUUUCACAGAGAUAAGGAACGAUAGAGUAUCUGCAGUUACAUUCCCACACUCUGAAAUUUCCAGUACUGUAAAGAGAACUGACCUGACAAUUAACUGCCUGGCAGAGGGGGCCUCUUCACCUAGCCCAAAGACAAACAAUAUAUUUCCACAACAAAGAAUACUCCGAGAAGCUAGGAAAUGCCUGCAAGCAACUCCUACUACACACUGUGCAGAUAACAACACAAUAGCUUCUAGGUUCUUCAAUAAUGAUUCUUCAGAAGCAGCAGCAAAUUCAGAAAAAGAUUCCAAAAUCUCUCCUUGUACUGAAUUUGCUACGGAUUUGCCCUUUUUGCAGACUAAUCCUGGGGUAGAUGCAGCAACAGCAACGAAAGCGGAGAAUCCCUGCACUGACACAGGCGAUGAGACACUGCCACUUCUGCACAAUAUUAGAAUCAAAGUCGAAGACAGUAGUGCUAAUGAAGAAUAUGAACCUGACCUUAUUUCAAAUAAGCUAAAGUGCGAGUGCAAUGAUACAAAGGGUGAGUUUUACAGUGUGACUGGAAGUAAAGAGGAGGACACCUUACUAACCACAGCCAAGGAAGGGUUUACAUGCCCUGAAAAAGAAACUCCUUCCUUAAAUCCACUGGCUCUGAGUCAGGGCCUUUCAUGCACUUUAGGUUCUCCAAAACCUGAGGAUGAGGAAUAUAAAUUUGGUGCCAGGGUGAGAAAAAACUACCGGACACUAGUCCUGGGAAAGCGAUCUGUACUUCAGACACCUCCACUCAAACCAAAUUUGAAAUCAGCUAGAAGUCCUCGUCCUACAGGUAAAAUUGAGACACAUGAAGGAACACUGGAUGAUUUUACAGUUAUAAACAGACGCAAAAAGGUAGCCAGCAAUGUAGCAUCAGCAGUGAAAAGGCCAUUUAAUUUCAUGGCAAAUUUUCCUUGUCCACCAUCACUCAUUAUUGGGAAAGAUGGGGAUUUGUGGCCUGCAUAUUCUUUAAACACCACUAAGGAUUCCCAACCUCCUCACAAGGCCCAUCCUAUCUGGAAAUGGCAGCUGGGCGGUUCUGCAAUACCUCUUCCACCUAGUCACAAAUUCAGGAAAUUUAAUUCAUAAAAGUGUUUUUGGAAGAUAUUUUCUUGAACCGUAUUACCUUCCUUUUGUUGUAAACUGCACAGGAUGGUUUGUACAAGUCCAUUAAUGUGUUACACCCCUUUUGGAGUCCUGGUUUAUCGCAUUUUGAAGACAGAAAUCAAAUCGGAUUACUUUUUUUUUCCAUUGCGAGUUUUUUUUUUUUAGUAGGGUGGGGGCGGGGUGGGAGAAUGGUUGG